Molecule: messenger RNA, 1875 nt
Organism: Hylaeus volcanicus
Lineage: Eukaryota; Metazoa; Arthropoda; Insecta; Hymenoptera; Colletidae
Exons: 2
Coding region: 320-1642 (440 amino acids)
Source: RefSeq, a predicted model, not a curated record
AGCCAUUUUUUAUAAAAACGGCUAGCCAGAUACCCAUAAUGUUUUGCACUUUUUUUAUGCCCAUUUGAGCCUGGUCUCGUUCAAAAAGCGCUCGUCCGGAUCGCGACCUUCCCUUGUGAGACGCCCUGUGCAAUAUGUGAACUGCCUUUCAAUUUUUUUCUUCUUUCUAUUUUUGGUUAUAAUUUAAUAAAUUUGGGUUAUGGACCCCGUUCAUUUCAGUGUGAAAUUCAAUAUACAUUUUGGACUCUGAAAAUUCUGUAAUAUUUGUUGAAAAUUGGAACCUUUUGGGCGUCGAUAAGCCUCGUUUAGGUUUAGAUACAUGUCGACGCAACGAUGUGGUCGCGAUCAACAAAAAAUGAAGCAAGUGAUCGAUCAGAUUAAUAUGCUCGCCAACAAUUUGGACGAUUUACGUGCAGAGAUUGGCGCGCUAAAAAUCAAUUAUCUUGCCAAUGACCUGGAGCUCUCGUCCAAUAAUCGCCACGAACACCGUACGAAUGACAAAUCAAGCGUUUUAUACAAAGUUAAGAAGUAUACGAGGAAAAUUGGAAACGUUGGUUUGCUGAAGACCAGACACGGAUCUGCAAAAGAACACGAGGUUUAUUAUCCUAAUAAGACUCUGGAUCCGGCAUUGCUUUCACCUCUGAGGUAUAUUUUUCGCAUCGGAAAGAAGGGCAACGUGUUUCACAUUCCUACUGAAAUCACAUGUUUGACAGACGAGUGCAGUCAGACUGACAACAAAUCUCGUCAGCAAUUUGCGAGACCGUCUGUAGAUCGAAAUUUGACAACAUCGAAAUACGUGGAAAGUGUGGAGGAGGCUAUCUCUCCCCAUAAAGCUAAACAAGGAAUCCAACGACACGAUAAAAUAAUAUUCGGAACAAAACGUGCCACUCUUUUUCCACGAUUCUCCGAGUUAAGUUGCGAAUUAGAUUCGUAUCCAGAAGAUCCCACAUUCCUAAAUUCGUACACGUUUCCAUCAAAAUCUAAUCUGAAAGAUACUUCGCAAGCUAGAAAUGUCUGUUUACCGAACGAAAACGAACAAUUUGUAAGCACGUACACUCAAACCAUUCCUCCGAAAGUAAAACGGAAACGUAGAAAUUUCAAUUUUCCCACGAAACAUUCGAAUCUUAAUUUUGCCAAGAUAAGGAAUGCUGUGAUCACAAAGAAAAUGAUAAGAAACCCCAAUGAGAAAACGUUUACAGUAUGUAGGGAUGUGAGUGACACGAAAGACUACCCCUAUGUAAAACAGAAAUUGUACGAAUGUUCCUGCAAAACAAAGAGAGUAAGCAACACGGUUGAAACAGUUCACAACAAAACGUUUGAGAGAGAAUUUUCCAUAGAAAAAGAUCUAAAAAGAUUUAACAAUGUUUCCUCGAUGAGUGAAGACAACAUGUACGAACAGUUUUCUUAUGACGAAGAACUAGAAUCAUCUCCUUCUAUUUCAUUGUCUAUGGGUUUGGAACAGAAUGUUUCUAACAGUUCCAAUGAAAUUGAAGAAUCUUAUCCCUGUAGGAAACCAAGGACCUAUACAAUAAACAAAAGGUCCCAGAAACAUAAUAACAGUUGGUUCGAUCGGUUUGAAAGUAUAAUUUAUGUAGGAGAAACUUCUGACUUGACUCUCUCCUCCCAAAGUUUUCAGAAUUAAAAUACACACUGGAUUCUGUUCAUCUAUUAUCUAAAGAUACAUGUAUUAACCCUUUACACUCCAGUGGAAUCUUGCCAAUUUUGUACAUUCUACAACUUGUUCUCAAAUUAAACACUUUCAUUAAUCAGACACGAGCAUACAUAAAUUCACAUUGUUUAAUAAGAAUAUUAUAUUUAUUCUUAUAUUUAUAACAGGACAUCUCUAAUUGUAAGUAUAUGAACAGUAGAGCUAGC